CUCUCUCUCUCUCUCUCACUCUCUCUCUCUCUCUCUCUUCGUAUUUAUACGGGUUGGAUAGCAGCCGGCGAAGCAGGAGAAGAAGAUCUGAAUUCAGAGCCGCCGGAGCAAAUUCCUUUCUCGGAAACCCUUCUUUAUUUCUUCUCGCCCGAGAAAACCGCGGAGAAAAUGGGAUUCCCGCUGGGCUACACGGAGGUCUUCUUGCCGAAGCUCUUCGUCCGCGUCCUCUGCCUCCUCGGCUUCAUCAGGCACCUCAUCUUCUCUCUCUUCCACUCCCUCGGCCUCUCCGACUUCCUCGACACCGACGCCGUCUCGUUCCCCGCCGAGUCCCGGGGGCGGUCGCCGCCCGAGAGCCCGCCCGUCUCGGCCCUCCUGAUCCGGGAGAUGCUGCCCGUGGUCAAGUUCGAGAGCCUGGUCGACCCGCCCGAGAGCUGCGCGGUGUGCCUCUACGAGUUCGAGGGCCGGCCGGAGGAGGAGAUCAGGUGGUUGAGCAACUGCCGGCACGUCUUCCACAGGGAGUGCCUGGACCGGUGGAUGGACUGCGAUCAGGACACUUGUCCUCUAUGUAGGACCCAGUUCGUGCCCGAUGACAUGCGGGAGGAGUUCAAUCAACGGCUGCGAGCUGCUUCUGCGGUUGUCGAUUUCGCCAUUUCUGAGGACUGAUGAUAAGUUCGGCUCUUUCUUUUCUUGAAAGGGUGUGCCGACUCUGGUCUCGCGUUGACUGUUGCUGACUACGUAUGAGAUGGUGAGGAUUGGGAAGGGUAUAUAGCGUAAAGUGGGGUAAUUGGUAAUUAGCCAAAAAAAUAAUAAUAAUAACGCAAGUAGCGAUUUUUUUGUUGGAUUAGUUCUUUUAAAUUGACUUUCUUCUUUCUUCUGACGUAAAACAAAGACUGGGCUUAUACCCAAUUUGCUUGACUGAAUCCUGCAACUUGGAAUUCAGAUUUAGUACCUUGGGUAGUUCACCCCUCACUGUCGUGUGGGUUCGAAGGGCAUUUCAUCUUUUUGGUUUUGUAAGUUAGUGCAUCGCAUGUAUUAAAUUUGUUCAAGAGACAGGACACGAUUCCUGU
Messenger RNA from Rhodamnia argentea, 1067 nucleotides. RefSeq names its product brassinosteroid-responsive RING protein 1. NCBI's taxonomy places the organism in Eukaryota, Viridiplantae, Streptophyta, Magnoliopsida, Myrtales, Myrtaceae. The record is from RefSeq and is a predicted model, not a curated record. Bases 169 to 663 code for a protein of 164 amino acids. Gene Ontology annotation, molecular function: ubiquitin protein ligase activity. Gene Ontology annotation, biological process: protein ubiquitination. The transcript is spliced from 2 exons.